AAGAAGAACGACUGUCGUUACAUCUCUCGUUCUUUUACCUCUCACUCCCCUCGACUCUCCUCAACUUCUUCCCAUUACCCCCUCUCGCCACUCUUUUCCAUCAACGUCAUAGCAAAACUGUGUGACUGAUUUGCACAAGUUUCCAUCUCCCACAUUCACCAUGGGUAUGAUGGGUACCGGUACCUCAAUAUCACCUAAUAGGUUAAUUAAUCCUCGAAGUCCUUUCACUCGAAUCGCCAUAUUCACAUCCAUUUGCCUCGCAAUCAUCUUUCUCACCGGAAGACCUACACAAGAAAGAUUUCAUCAAAUUCAAUCAAAACUUUCUCCAAGUUCACAGGAAAUCCUUACCACCCAAAAUGGCUCUCCAGAUUGUGCCGUCAAUUCAACCCAUCUACGCGAAUUAAAAGAAAAAUACGGUCUGGAUGACAAAAUUGAAUAUGCUUCCAGACAAGUUAGAUAUCAUCGACAAGAUAUUGAACGAAAAUCCAUUACUAAACUCAACGAUGACUUAUUCCCUCGAUACUUCGAUACAAUCAACAUUGAAAAAGGGUUGAAACCUACCACGAAGUGCUUGAAGCCACUCGAUGUACCCGUCACAAAAUCUGCCAUUCCUGCAGAUGUAAACGCCACUGAAUUCCUUUUCGGUAUUUCAACCACCUACAAGAGAAUCACAGAUCCAAAAAUCAAUCCCAUGCUAGACUGGUCACAUUGGUUGACGGAUGGUCAUGGAAAUUCAAAUGGAGGAGGAUUGAUCUUACGACUGGUUGAUGCUUCGGAUAAGGAAAUCAAUGAAAUUAAGAAGAUGUUGAAAGCAUAUGGAAUCGACGCGAAAGUUUACACCGCCGAUAGUAAAAUCGAAAUGGCCGAACGAUACUUUUCCCUCCUACCAGCUUUAUAUAAUGACAGCUCUAGAAAACAUCGAAAAUGGUUGGUCAUGUGCGAUGACGAUACAUUUUUUCCAAACAUGGAUGCUCUCAUCAAGAAAAUGGCAACAUAUGAUGCCAGUGAAGAUUUAUACAUUGGAAACCUUUCCGAAGAUGUCGGUAGUCUUGCACGUCAUGGAAGUCAAGCUUAUGGUGGGGCUGGAGUUUUCUUCUCUAUCCCGUUGGCCGCAACAAUCACCGAUCUUUUCCCUCAAUGCAGUACCAAACAAAAAGUCGAAGAAGCAAAUUCAGGUUGGGGUUCUCAAGGAGAUAUUCUUCUCCGAAAAUGUGUAUACGAAAACACCGAAGUCCGUCUGACUGUCCUUCAUGAUAUUUGGCAACUGGAUAUUGUUGGUGACCCAUCUGGUUUCUAUGAAUCUGGUAUCCGACCACUUUCUCUUCAUCAUUUCAAGGGAGGAAUGUGGCAUGAAGCUCAAGUUUAUGAAUCCACUAAGAUUCAACAAGUUUGUGGUGAGGAUUGCUUCCUUCAAAGAUUCCAAACUAAAGAUGAUUUCAUCUUGACGAAUGGUUGGUCAAUUGCGCAUUAUCCAAAGGGUAUUGAUUUCAAUCUGCACCAAAUGGAGAGAACAUUCAAUGCAUUAGGUGAUGAUGGUACAGGAUGGAACCUUGAUUUUAUGUUUGGACCUCAACGAAUUCCUCUUCGUGAAACCGGACGCAAAGGUUCAUGGGAUUUAGCAGAAGCGGAAUUAAAAGCCGAUGGAACGGUUAGACAAACAUAUAUUCGAAAGAAGGAUGAUUGGAGGUGGAAAGAUCGUAAGGACGGAAAGAGAAUGUAUGAUGUUGAUGGUGUGUUUGAAUUGAUAUGGACUUUGUGAGAGUGUAGCUGGAUAUAAUCAAGGAAAUAAUGUUAAUGGAUUGAGUGGAAAGAGGAAUGGAGGAACUGAUUGAUGACUUAUUUAUACAUUCUAUGCCGAAAGGGGCGUUUCUGGCUCUUUGCUCUAGGGACGGAUGAUCCAUAAUCCCUUUUUUGUACACACCUUUUGGCGAAUGGAAUGGAUGGGUAAAUUGAAAUCAGCUGGACUGGACUGAACUGACUGGACUGGAGAACAGGACCAGAAUGCAUAAAUGGUAUGGCGUUAGGUUGAUAUGAUAUAUAAAUGGAAGCAUGGGAAUAAAAGCUUGAGGGUUGAAGUUUACCUAGUACGAGUACUAGUACUUAGAUGAGAAGUAGGCAAUGAAAAGUUGGUCGUAUGUAUAUAUUAUAUUGUUCUUUCG
This is a messenger RNA of Sclerotinia trifoliorum, 2159 nucleotides long. NCBI's taxonomy places the organism in Eukaryota, Fungi, Ascomycota, Leotiomycetes, Helotiales, Sclerotiniaceae. The record is from the annotation of a GenBank genome assembly.